AUGGGUUUUGUGGGUCUUUUAAAAUUUGCUGUGAAAUGCCUUGAUGUUCUUGCAUGGCCUGUUUUUGGUUUGGGUUAUCCUUUAUGUGCUUCCAUUCAAGCGAUCGAGACUAAUUCUAACUCAGACACCCAGAAGCUGAUCACAUAUUGGGUCUCCAUUUCUGUGGUUUUGCUCUUUGAACAUGCUUUUCAGCUUGAAUGGCUAGCCUUCUGGCCAUACAUGAAGUUAAUGAUAGUCGGCUGCUUGGUUCUGCCUUAUUUUGAUGGUUCCCUUUAUGUCUACAAACACUUUGUUCAUCCAUGUCUGUCCAUGGACCCAAGAAUAAUCACCUGCCAGUUCAACAAGCUGGAGGAGUUGUUUUUCAAGAAAGAUGAUUUCUUUGUUGAGGUGAAGAGGUAUAUCAAGGAAAAUGGCUCUGAUGCUUUGGAGGAUCUCAUUGCUUCCACGAAAAAGAGUGCAAAGCCUAAUGUUGCUGUGAACAAGAUCAGGGCAGCUGCAGUAGAUGAUUGGCCGAAGUUUGAACAAACAAAACUUCCAGUUCGAUUCAAAGACAGUAAUGCUGUCGAAAUAAAAGAGAAGAUAGAAGUUGCAUCAACAGAGCAGCUAAAGUUUGAACAACCUAAACUUCCAGUUCGAUUCAAAGACAGUAAUGCUGUGGAAAUAACAGAGAAAAAAGAACUUGCAUCGACUGCGCAGAUAAAGAUUGAACAACCUAAACUUCCAGUCCGAUUCAAAGAUGGUAAUGCUGUGGGAAUAACAGAGAAAAAGAAGUUGCAUCAACCAUGCAGUAGUGCUGUGGAAAUAACAGAGAAAAAAGAAGUCGCAUCAACCAAGCAGGUUAGACAAAUAGAAUCUAACAACGGUCAGACAGAAAACAUAACAUUUCUACCUCUGGAGAACAUAAAUACAGCAACAACAAAAAUAGGAGGCAGAGAUCCUUACGAGGUACUACCUCCGGAGAAAGCUCAAAAGAUAUGGACUUGUGCUAUAUGUCAAGUAACAGCCCAAAGUGAGGCAGUUCUUAAUUCACAUCUCCAAGGGAACCGGCAUAGGGCUGCUUGUGAACAGCUAAAAGUCAAGAAUCAGACACCAAAAAGUGAAGAUUCCCCUGCUUCAGUGGGAAAGAAAUCUAAUUUUACCACGGCAACUGCAGGGACUGGUUUUUCUUGUGUUGUAUGUCAGUUAACACUUGAAAGUCUGGCAGUUCUUAAAUCACAUCUUCAAGGAAAGCGCCACAAGAAAGCUUUUGAGCUGCUGAACUCCAAGAACCAGGCAUCAAACAACAAUGUUAAUGUUUCCCCUCCUUCAAUGGGAAAGACAACUAAUUUUCCUGAAAGCAAGCCAGAGAAGUGUACAAUCAGCAACACUACUUCACCUGAAAAUAGAAUGCAUGAAUCGAAGAAGCAAGGCAAGCAAGAGAACCUGAUGAAGAGCCUAUCUGUUGAGAUUAGGAAUUCUAAGUGGUGGUGUACAAUCUGCAAUGUAAGUUGCACCAGCGAGGGAAACAUGCACUCUCAUCUUAAUGGGAAUAAGCACUUGGCUAGGAUGCGAGAAUUGGGUGGUCUUGGAAAAAAUGAGCAUGCUUAA
Messenger RNA from Dovyalis caffra, 1587 nucleotides. NCBI's taxonomy places the organism in Eukaryota, Viridiplantae, Streptophyta, Magnoliopsida, Malpighiales, Salicaceae. The record is from the annotation of a GenBank genome assembly.